UAAGAUUGAAAGCUCUCUACUACAAAAAAAAAUGUAUUCAUCUGAUUCCGAUAGUCCAAAUACAAUCGAUAGCGCUUCAUCCCUGUAAUCGGAGACAGCACGUUUAAGUUUGUUUUGGUUUGGAAGCUGUGUUAAUUUAUGCGACAUGCGGUACGCGCAGAUAAUUGUAGGACCUGCGGGCAGUGGCAAGUCCACCUACUGCAGCUACAUGCAGCAAUACGCCAUGGACAGCAAGCGUAAUAUCCAAGUUGUGAAUCUCGACCCGGCGGCAGAACACUUCGACUACAGUCCGAUGGUGGAUAUACGAGAGUUAAUACACCUGGACGAUGCCAUGGAGGAUGAGGAGCUGCAAUAUGGACCAAACGGGGGCCUCAUCUUUUGCCUGGAGUUCCUCAUCGAGAACCAGGACUGGCUGAAGGCGCAGCUCUGCGGCGGCGAGGACGAGAUGAUGCUCGGUGAACCGGACGACGACUAUAUUCUAUUCGACAUGCCCGGCCAGAUCGAGCUGUUUACGCACCUGAAGAUGGGCAAGCAGCUGGUGGAGCUUCUAGAGACUUGGAACUUUCGCACCUGCGUGGUAUUCUGCCUGGACUCGCAGUUCAUGGUGGACGGGGCCAAGUUCAUAUCGGGCACAAUGGCCGCCCUCAGUGUGAUGGCCAACAUGGAGAAGCCGCACGUUAAUGUGCUGACCAAAGUGGAUCUGCUAGGUGCCGAAGCGCGGAAACACCUGGAGGCGUACUUGGAGCCGGAUUCCCACAAUCUGAUAAACGAACUGACCAUUGGCACAAGUUUUGGGGAAAAGUACAGAAAGCUCACCGAGGCGAUUGGAUCAAUGAUCGAGGAUUUCAGUUUGGUGCGCUUCUUUCCACUGGACUCUCAGGAUGAGGAGAGCAUGGGUGAUCUUUUGCUGCAAAUCGACAAUGUUCUGCAGUUUGGUGAGGAUGCCGACGUGCAAGUUCGUGACUUUGAUGAACCAGAGGAGGGCGAACGGGAUGAAUAAAAUAUAUAAUUAUUAAUUUUAAGG
Drosophila serrata is the source of this 1024-nucleotide messenger RNA. RefSeq names its product GPN-loop GTPase 3. The record is from RefSeq and is a predicted model, not a curated record. Gene Ontology annotation, molecular function: GTPase activity. NCBI's taxonomy places the organism in Eukaryota, Metazoa, Arthropoda, Insecta, Diptera, Drosophilidae.